This is a messenger RNA of Penicillium paradoxum, 1287 nucleotides long. Its product is annotated as 4'-phosphopantetheinyl transferase family protein. Lineage: Eukaryota; Fungi; Ascomycota; Eurotiomycetes; Eurotiales; Aspergillaceae. Gene Ontology annotation, cellular component: cytosol. The transcript has 2 exons. The record is from RefSeq and is a predicted model, not a curated record. Gene Ontology annotation, molecular function: holo-[acyl-carrier-protein] synthase activity; magnesium ion binding. Bases 1 to 1287 code for a protein of 428 amino acids.
AUGGAUCCUAAUGAGAUCAAGCCUGAUGAUAGCUCGAGGGAACCCAAUUUGGAGAACGUUGAUCAUUCCAUGAUCGGACAACCCACGUUGGUCAGAUGGUAUAUCGAUGUGCGAACUUGGGACGAAAAAUCGACCAAUCUACCAUUGAUCGAGACCUUAACUCCGUCUGAUCAGACAGCCAUCAAGAAGUACUAUCAAACUGCGGAUAAGCGCAUGUCUUUGGCUUCCCAGCUGUUGAAAUAUUACUAUAUCCACCAAGUCACUGGUGUUCCAUGGAAUAAGAUCGAGGUUCAGCGUACUCCCAUACCUGAAAAUCGCCCGUUUUAUGACUCUACUCUUGAGUUCAACGUCAGUCACCAGGCUGGUAUCACUGUGUUGACAGGCACACGUGCGGUAAAGGCCGACCCUUCCACAGGUGAACCACGAACCUCGCCUCGCGUGGGCAUUGACGUUGCCUGUGUCGAUGAGCCUGCUCGUCGGCGUGCUGAUCGUCCCCCCAAAACACUCGCCGGCCUCGCAACUUUUGUCGAUGUCUUCACUGACGUCCUCUCCUUCCGUGAACUUACAACCAUCAAGAACCCCAGCACGACUCUUCAAUUAGCUCGCAAGCUUGGUCUGAGUAAUAGUGAACCGAGCAAAGACAAUGAAGAGUUCCUCGCUGCCUACGGUGUCCGGUUGUUCUACUCAAUCUGGGCUCUCAAAGAAGCUUACUUGAAAAUGACUGGAGAUGGCCUUCUAGCCACUUGGAUAAAGGAUUUAGAAUUUACUAACGUCGUCCCUCCCGAACCCGUCGAAGGGCUCGCAAAUGCCCAUCAUCCUACCUCGACAAUUGCGUCGUCCGUCCAAAAAUGGGGCCCGCCCUACAGUGAUGUCAAUAUCUCCUUGAACGGCAUUCCCGUCAAUUCUGCACGCGUCCAACUUGUUGGUUUCGAGCGGGACUACAUCGUCGCUACAGCUGCCUCCGGUCCCAAUAUCAGUACGGUUUCCCGGAAGAUUAUGAAUGACAGCAAUCACCAUCUACCUGGGUACAUCACUAUCCUCGACCCUCAACACGAAGCUCAGCAAGUCCGCAUUGCCCCCAUUGCAAUCCGUGAAAUCGGCGAACGGGAUCCUUGGCGUGUACAUUCGGCGAUUUCCGACCCCUGGCUGCCCAUUCAGGAGGUUGAUAUCGAUCUCGAUAUCCGGCCUUGUGCCGAAGGCCGCUGCCUGCACUCAUCUGACCCCCAUCCUAGCUCCAGCAGCCAGUCCAACUUUUCGACUUCCCCACUUCCGGACUUGAACCUCUAG